CGGAGAGGGGAGAAGCCGCCUCCACCUCUUGUCAAAGUACAGCAGGAAGAUCCCACUAUGCCGCUACACUUUGUCUACAGCCACCAGGAUUUUAUCACAAAUGUGUGUCGGGCUGAUGGAAGCAGUUCCUGUGUGGCACCAACGCCAACAAAGUUUGACACAAUUCUACAAGCUGGCUGGAAAGACAGAAUGGACAGGGGAUUUUUUCGCUACCAUCUGAGUGAUGUGGAGACACGAAUCCUGCCAGGCCCGCACAAAUUUGUCACCCAGCUGAAUGUCAAAAGGGCACAAGAGAAACGAAAGCCUCAGGAGAUCCUGAGUGUUCAGCAGGAGUUCAAUGACAAGCUGUUCAAUUUCAACAAAAUCAAUCCAGAAGAAAUCAUAUUUGAGGCUAUGAAGGAUGCUGGUUGGGGGCCAGGUGCGCUUGAAAACGGAAAGUUACAACAACCCUGCAGGAUGUCUGUUAUGGUCAAUGUAAGCCCUUUGGAAUUUGGGCAUUGUCUGUUGGUUCCAGAUCUAGAACACUGUUUGCCACAAGUCCUGACAGCUUUUGCCAUUCAGGUUGGAAUUGAAUCUGUGCUCCUGAGCUCCAACCCAGGUUUUCAUGUGGGUUUCAACAGUCUUGGAGCAUUAGCGUCUGUCAAUCACUUGCAUUUACAUGUUUAUUACCUAAACCACGAGCUAAGGCUUGAAUCUGCAUCACUCGAACCACUACUUCCUGAAAAGGGAUUUUAUCGCUUGACGGACUUUCCCAUCGGCUUUAUGUUUUACACAGAAUUAGACUGUGUGGAGAAAGUUGCCAGUGUCGUUUGUCAAGUCACAGACUUUCUUGUUGCUGGUAAUGUGGCUCACAACCUGUUCAUGACCCGGGGAUGUCCACCUAAUGACCGUAUGCAGAAUGAAAUGGAACGCGCCUCGAGGGCUGGUGUGCGUAUUGCUGUGUGGCCCAGAAAAUCCUGCUUUGGUGUCAAAGACCAAUCUGCUUUCAAUAUUGCACUUUGUGAACUAGCUGGACACUUACUCUUCAAGAACAAGCAGGACUUUGAUCUCACGAGUGAGGAACAUAUAAUUGGUAUAAUUCAGAAGUAUCUUCUGCCUGAUGCAGAAUUUAGCAGCUUGGAACAGCAGCUUACUCAUUACUUAAGAGAUGCAUAAUGUUUGGAUAAAACUGUGUUUAAAACGAGGAAAGAUGUUAAGACUAGAGCCCGAUCAAUAAAGGUUUUUUGGGGUUGCUCAUAUUGAUAUCAAGGAAUUGAAAAUUUACAAUAUUGAUACAUCUGCUGAUACUUUCAUAAAAAAUUACAAGGAAACAUUUCAUUAUUAAACCCUUAUGACAGA
Molecule: messenger RNA, 1338 nt
Organism: Thalassophryne amazonica
Lineage: Eukaryota; Metazoa; Chordata; Actinopteri; Batrachoidiformes; Batrachoididae
Product: GDP-D-glucose phosphorylase 1-like
Exons: 2
Coding region: 58-1155 (365 amino acids)
Biological process (GO): glucose metabolic process
Cellular component (GO): cytoplasm
Molecular function (GO): GDP-D-glucose phosphorylase activity
Source: RefSeq, a predicted model, not a curated record